Molecule: messenger RNA, 959 nt
Organism: Aspergillus piperis CBS 112811
Lineage: Eukaryota; Fungi; Ascomycota; Eurotiomycetes; Eurotiales; Aspergillaceae
Product: dienelactone hydrolase
Exons: 5
Coding region: 222-959 (245 amino acids)
Molecular function (GO): hydrolase activity
Source: RefSeq, a predicted model, not a curated record
GUCCACAGCAUCAACAGCUCAGUUGAAUCCCCGCGGGGCAAUGGCGACCGCUAUCGGGGAGAUACGCCCGAACUCGGCUCGCAAAUCGCAGUCCCUAAGAUGCCCCGACGAUCCGCGCACACCGAACUCGUCGAAGGAAAAGCCAGUCUAUAAACCCCAUAUACCGGUACAAAACCACGAAGCCAGCCUAAUUCCAAGCUUCUGCACUAGCCAUAGAUACAAUGAGCGCUCCAGAAGAUCCAGCUCUUGCCAAGCCGGCUGAAUUUUGCUGUCUGAGAGGUUCCUUCCUUUCAGGAGAGCCGGCAGGCAAUCUCAAGCAGAUUGGAGGCGUGGACACCUACGUGGCCACACCGGACGAGACGAAGUCAAACGGACAUGUUCUGUUGUUCUUCCCAGAUGCCUUUGGCUUGCACAUCAAUAACUUUCUUACAAUGGAUGCGUUUGCCGCUUGCGGGUAUCUGACAUUGGGCGUCGAUUAUUUCGCCGGGGACCCCAUUUGGAAGCAUUCCCAAAGCUCGUUGAACGAUCCGACCUUUGACUUCCAGAGUUGGAAGCACAAGCACAUGGAAUUCACCGACCGCAUUGCUGAUAAGUGGGUAAAGGACGUCGAAGCAGAGUAUGGAAGAAACGGGAAGUCCAUUUGUUUGCGCCGGGCCUGGGGGGCGCGGUUUGCGUGUGCCCAGCUUUCUAAUGACGGAAUCUGCAGGGCUGGCGCUAUCGCCCACCCGUCGUUCAUAAAUGAGAGCCAUGUGUUCGGUAUUGAUGUGCAAGCGCCUAUUCUAUUUUCCGUGCCAAACAGAGACAGUCUCUUUAUGCCGGAGCAACGCGCCCGCGCCGUUGAGAUUAUGACGAACGAAAACAAAGAGUUCAUUACGCAGAUAUCUUCUCCAAUGUUGCACAUGAAUCUGCACUUCCAAAGCUUCAUACAGUGGUUUGACUUCUGGUUGUCUACAUUGUAG